Perognathus longimembris pacificus (Pacific pocket mouse) is the source of this 803-nucleotide messenger RNA. It is a transcript of the gene Ap2s1, whose product is annotated as adaptor related protein complex 2 subunit sigma 1. The record is from RefSeq and is a predicted model, not a curated record. NCBI's taxonomy places the organism in Eukaryota, Metazoa, Chordata, Mammalia, Rodentia, Heteromyidae. Gene Ontology annotation, biological process: clathrin-dependent endocytosis; intracellular protein transport. Gene Ontology annotation, molecular function: clathrin-cargo adaptor activity. Gene Ontology annotation, cellular component: intracellular membrane-bounded organelle; AP-2 adaptor complex; membrane coat. The coding region runs from base 147 to 575 and encodes 142 amino acids. The transcript is spliced from 5 exons.
CAACUCCCAGCAGGUUGUGCGCGCUAGACAGGCGGGUCCUUCUGCCGGAAGUCUGCGCCAGCCUUUGGAGGCCCCUACAACUGCGGAGCCAGAGCCGCCCAGUCGCUGCGGGGACCCGGGCCGCUGGGGUCCGAACGGGGGUCGUCAUGAUCCGCUUCAUCCUCAUCCAGAACCGGGCAGGCAAGACGCGGCUGGCCAAGUGGUACAUGCAGUUUGAUGAUGAUGAGAAACAGAAGCUGAUCGAGGAAGUCCACGCCGUGGUCACCGUCCGGGAUGCCAAGCACACCAACUUUGUGGAGUUCCGGAACUUCAAGAUUAUCUACCGCCGCUAUGCUGGCCUCUACUUCUGCAUCUGCGUGGAUGUCAACGAUAACAACCUCGCCUAUCUGGAGGCCAUCCACAACUUUGUGGAGGUCCUUAAUGAAUAUUUCCACAAUGUGUGCGAGCUGGACCUGGUGUUCAACUUCUACAAGGUUUACACGGUGGUGGACGAGAUGUUCCUGGCCGGAGAGAUCCGGGAGACGAGCCAGACGAAGGUGCUGAAACAGCUGCUCAUGCUCCAGUCCCUGGAAUGAGGGAGGCACUGCCCCUGCCUCCUGCCCUCCUGCCCCCCACAGCUGUCCCCAGGAGAGACCCCAGGAAGGACCCGGGGCGUCUGGGCUGCGAGACAGGAGACCGCACCCCCACUGCCUUGGGCUGCCCUGGUGUCCCAUGUGGCUGUCACCGUGUGAUGCCAUUCCUUGUCUGUGAUGCUGUGCGUGUGUGUGCGUGGAGCCCCAAUAAACCUGUGGUCCUGCCUGGUA